Molecule: messenger RNA, 3702 nt
Organism: Ceutorhynchus assimilis (cabbage seed weevil)
Lineage: Eukaryota; Metazoa; Arthropoda; Insecta; Coleoptera; Curculionidae
Source: the annotation of a GenBank genome assembly
GGAUAAGUUUAUGCCAGGCUCUGCAGCGCUCUGGCAGUCAGCGACGGGACGUUUGAGCGUCCAGAAAGCGCGCGGAUAUAAUGUUCGCGCUCAAUUUUGAUUUGUCCUAUAAUACCUGAUCCUUACCUGAAAUUUAUCCCUCCAUUAUAUAAAAGAAAAUACAUUAUUUGGUUUUGUUUUGAGGUUUUCUAAAGUAAGUCUUGAUGAAAAUUGCUUUCUAAAAAUAGAAAGCACUCAAUUUUUAAAGGCUCUAGAAAAGUUUCUUUUCAAAACGAGGUCACGCUAAUUUUUCUUAAGAAUAAGUGCAACUUUCCACAUAAAAUCCAUUCAAUAAUGUCCGGUUAUUUUGACGAUGAAAACGAAAUUUGUUCGAUCGGAAUGACCAUGCAAACGUCCGACAGUGUGACUUCGGGUAUAUCGUUGUUCACACAACCUGAAGAACUACCCGAAUUGCCCGCACCCGAUGAACGACGCCUGCGCGAAGCGGCCGCUGCGCUUCAGCAACGCCUCGUGCUGCGCAACUGGCUGGCGCGCCACGGUUUGCAAACCUACUUGGCCGGAUUGCUAACAGUAGGCGUCGCCCGAUUAGAAGACGCCUAUUGGCUCGAAGACAACAAAGCCAAACAGGUUUUCAAUAAGUACGUAUCUGAUUGGUCGACGGCUCGGCAAUCAUUGCCAACCUCGAAAACACAUUUGGACAGUUUGAAAGCCGAUCUUUGGUCAGAAGUGGUCAAAAGUAGCAACCAUCAGGACGCAUGGACAUGGGGUGGCAUGCUGGUCGUGUCAGUUUCAGUAGCUGGUCUAGUGACGUUGGCCGCCAUGACGCAACCGUCCCUAGCACCCGAAGCCAAACACACUUUGUUGCAAUACGUUACUGGAAAGUACUUGCAUCCUUCUAAUUGCAAGGUAAAUUUCCGUUGGAUCCAGCCUCAUCCAGUAGGCCGGACGACUUGUUUUUCCGUCAACUUUUAUCAACGCAACGGACAGCCUUAUCCAAUCUGUGAUACCGACAAUUUUAUUGUAGAUAUAUCAGGCGGCACAAGAAAGUUGAAUGUCAUAACUGAAUUGGGAUCGCCGACUGAUCCGAAUGGCGCUAACGUGGCCAAAGUCAAAUUUACCGUCCGUCAUGCUGGUCAAUAUAGAGUUUCAGUCAUGGUCAACAAUCAGCACGUCGCCGGUAGCCCGUUCUCAACGGUUUUCGUUGCCGGACCGGCGUACGCACAACGUACCGUCGUCGUACGUCACUGUAGUACCGUCGUUUGUACCGCAAAUGUUGCCCACCUUUUGUACAUUGAACCGCGGGACGAGUACGGUAACAUUUGUAAAUAUGAUUCACCCGAAAUUUUACCAACUGAAGGUUACACGGUUCAAAUAGCUGCCCUUGGCUUCGCUUCUCGUGAGAAUAUUCUAGAAUUAGCUGAGGAAAAAUACUCAAUUUCCUUGGAUUAUGAUUGGAUUACCCAUCGAGUCAGUGUCCAAUUGAAGUUUGUCAAAGAAGGCUGUUAUCGGGCUACAAUAAAAUACAAAGGCACCGAGUUGCACAAUGGAGAUUUCGACAUUAUUGUAUUGAAUAGUAUUGAUUCCACAUUAGUACAAAAAAACGUUGCAACGAAAAAUCACAAUAUUUGCUAUGACGCCAAGCUGCUUGGCGUUAAGGGUGACAGACUAACAAAACCCAAAAAGGUGCUUUGCUACGUUUCGCCCAAACAACUCAUCAUCAAGGAGCUGAUUUUGAAGUUUAUACCAAAGAGGUUGUAUACUUUUAGGCUGUGCCCUUCUACCAAAUUCAUAUUCCAAUCUGAAAACCUCAAACUAAGCGACAUCGGAGACUCCUUUCUUAUUGAUGAUGGUUGCCAGCCCAAAAUCGAACUUUAUUCAAAGGAGCGUAACGUCAUUGCAGCUACUUUUGCCCAAUUUCUAUUGAAAAACAUGGGCGGAUCAGAAACUUUUAAGGACAAACAGGAUUUCUUCUACCAUGAAGUGAGGAAAUUUCACCAGAAACACUACCACGAAAAACUAGCAAUGGAAGUUAGACGUGAUAAACUUCUAGAAAGUAGCAUGAAGGCAACCAAGAAUUUCUCGGUGACUGAUUGGUGCAAGAAUUUCGAAAUUACUUUUACAGGGGAACAAGGUAUUGAUUGGGGUGGUCUACGCCGAGAAUGGUUCGAACUGAUCUGCUCUCAGCUCUUUGACCCCAAGUACGGCCUCUUUGCAAGUUUCCACGAAGGUCAGCAGUCAUUGGUGCACCCUAAUCCGAACAGGCCUCAGAAUUUGAAGCUGAAACAUUACGAAUUUGCUGGAAGAGUUGUGGGCAAAUGCCUGUACGAAAGUGCCUUGGGUGGUUCUUACAGGCAACUGGUACGUGCCAGAUUCACCAGGUCGUUUCUGGCACAAGUGAUUGGCCUGAGAGUUCAUUAUAAAUAUUUCGAGCAAGACGAUCCUGAUCUCUACCUAACGAAAAUCAAAUACUUAUUGGAAAAUAACAUCGACGAAAUCGAGACUGAAGUACAUUUUGUUGAAGAGGAGUAUGACGAUACUGGACAAUUGGUUAGGGCGGUCGAGUUGUUACCAAACGGUGACAAUAUCCGAGUAAAAGACUGCGCAAAACAUCAGUACCUUGACGCACUAGCUCAGUACCGCUUAGCAACCCGCGUCAAAGAAGAACUAGAAGCUUUCCUCAAAGGCCUCAACGAACUAAUCCCCGACAAUUUGCUAAGCAUCUUUGACGAAAACGAAUUAGAACUCCUGUUGUGCGGCACCGGACAGUACAGCGCAGCGGAUUUGCGCAGUAACCACGUACUUAACGGUGACUCGGCGGAAUUCCGCCGGGUCGUCGGCUGGUUUUGGGCGGCGAUCGGCAACUUCACCCAAGAGGAAAUGGCCAGGCUGUUGCAAUUCGCUACCGGAUGUUCGCAAUUACCCGCAGGCGGAUUUUCCGAGCUUACGCCCAGAUUUCAAAUCACUGCUGCGCCCACUUUUGGGAAUUUACCUACUGCGCACACUUGUUUCAACCAGCUCUGUUUACCAGACUACGACUCCUACGAACAAUUCGAAAAAGCUUUACUGUUGGCAAUAAGCGAAGGCACUGAAGGCUUUGGAAUGGUGUAGACUGACUUUAGAAUUAAUUUUCCAUAUUGAUCUUUACCAAAAAUAGAUUUUGCUUCGAUUCUUUUUGGCAGAAAUUUUAUAUAAACCUAUAGCAAUAAUGAUUAUUUUGUAUUGAGGGCUGGUUUAUUCUCCUUCCGAUAAACUAGUUUAUCUGAAAAUGAAUAUACCAGGCCUAGUUGUGAUAACUUAUUUCUAGCUUUAAUUGAAACAGCUGUUUUUUGCACUGUUCGAGUAGCAUAUUUCAAUCAAACUUUAUUUAACAAUAACUUAAUAAAAAAAAUAAAACUUUACGGGUCUCUCCAUGUAAGCAGGCAAAAUGACGAGCAUAAGUUUUCCCAAAGCCCCAAAAGACAAUAAAGCGAUCCGUUUAGCUUUUUGGAGCCACUGACGUUUUAUUUCCACCUCCAACUGUUGGGAAACGUCCAGAACUUCCCUCUUUAAGGAUUCCUGAACUUCUUUGAGGGUGGCGCAGCUUUCAAUGUAGUCGUUCAGUUGGGUUUCCAGCUUUUCGGAUCUGAUUGAGGCGUUUUGGUUUUCUUGUUGCACGGAAAUCAACUGUAGUGACAGAUAAUUGUUCGCUUCCAGUUGUUUUUU